Messenger RNA from Adineta steineri, 558 nucleotides. Lineage: Eukaryota; Metazoa; Rotifera; Eurotatoria; Adinetida; Adinetidae. The record is from the annotation of a GenBank genome assembly.
AUGAUAACUACAUCGUGUCCUGGUUUUCUCGAUCGAUAUGGAAUAUGGAAUAAUGGUUUUGAUUGUUCAUCUUCUCGAAUUUGUUGUGGUACUGAAACAGAUCGUUACUGUUGUACUCUCGAAUCAUCAUCAUCAUCUCAAACAUCAAAUGAUUUAAUUUUUCAUUCAUCAAAUAAUUAUCUUCCUGAAAAAUGGUUUUUCUUACAAAUAUGUACGAUUGGUAUAUUUCUUGCUAUAACUUUACUUCUUUUUGUCAUGGUUUGUCAAUGUUUAACAUCCAUUCGUCGUAAAAGACAACGUCGAAAACAAAAAAUGUCUAUUGUUCAAGUACCUUUACCAGCUGCAUCACCACUUCUAUUCGAACAUAAUCGAUUUAUAUCAAAUCGUAUAUCAACAAUUAGUAGUACACCAAGUGAUGUUAAAUCAAGAUGUACAGAUACAUCAAUAAUAUUAAAUACACCACUUAAUAUUUAUCCAACAACAAAUAGUCGUAGUUCAACAGCAUCAUCAUCAUCCUAUUAUAUGUUUCCUAAUGAAUUUGAACAUCUUUGUAAAUAA